Messenger RNA from Fusarium fujikuroi IMI 58289, 633 nucleotides. RefSeq lists its product as uncharacterized. Bases 1 to 633 code for a protein of 210 amino acids. The record is from RefSeq and is a predicted model, not a curated record. Lineage: Eukaryota; Fungi; Ascomycota; Sordariomycetes; Hypocreales; Nectriaceae. The transcript has a single exon.
AUGGAAGACCUUAAUAACAGUAACUCAAACAGGAAUUCGGAGCUCAUUCGGCAAGGUAUUAUUCAAUGUCUCACCCUAGAAGCAGAGUGCAAGGCCCUAAAAGAGAGUCUUGUAGAAAGCCAAGACUAUUCUCAGCGGCUGGAAGGUGAGAAUGAAGAAUUGAGAUUCCGCAUUUUAGAAAUGAUGGAGGAUCAAGCUGAAAUGAGAGCGGAGCAAGAGGGACUGAUGAAGAUACUGGGGGAGAAGGACUCUCUUAUCGAGAGCUACAGUGCCUUGGUGUCAACGACAUUGGACAGAACCGUGCAUCGAGAGCGACAGGACAUGAGAGAUAUUGAGGCCAAGGCGCUCUCGACCCUGGAGCAAGAUCUCAAUGUUGAAAUGAGCAAGAUGGCUAUUGAGCACGCGGGGUCAAGUGACUCUGAAAGAAGCCAGCUUCCAGCCAAAAGACCCGGACUUGUCCGCCAGGGUGCUCUAAGACGUCGACAAGACGGUAGAGAAACAGUUCCGAGACUUUUGAGACAAGACGCGGAAAUGCAUAAGCAUGAGGACGGUCAGAAAUCACCUGAGGGUGAUAGCCUACUGGAAAUAGCACGGGAGGUAACGGUUCAGAAGCUGAGAAUGGCAAACCAGUAG